Messenger RNA from Lodderomyces theae, 1095 nucleotides. RefSeq names its product Bur2p (gene BUR2). Lineage: Eukaryota; Fungi; Ascomycota; Pichiomycetes; Serinales; Debaryomycetaceae. Gene Ontology annotation, biological process: positive regulation of DNA-templated transcription, elongation; regulation of transcription by RNA polymerase II. Gene Ontology annotation, molecular function: cyclin-dependent protein serine/threonine kinase activator activity. The transcript has a single exon. The coding region runs from base 1 to 1095 and encodes 364 amino acids. Gene Ontology annotation, cellular component: cyclin/CDK positive transcription elongation factor complex; nucleus. The record is from RefSeq and is a predicted model, not a curated record.
AUGUAUAAGAGUGAUACAAGUCUACCUUCUAGCAGGGGCGGGAAUGUACUUACACAAUCCAGAGACUCCUCCAUCGGCACAGUCACAACCAAUAAGACGGCACCAGCUGUGUCAGAUACAGCAUCUGCAUCUUCCACAAAUACUAACAACAACAACAACAAUAACAGCGACAAAGGAAACAGCAACAAUGGUGGACCAAAACAAAUUCAUUCUCAUUCCAAAAGCAUAUGGAUAUUUCCCGAAUCAGUGGUGCUAUAUCGUACCCCAAGUCGACUACAAGCCAAAAUAACCUUACUGCAAGAACUCAGGAUUAAAGAAUCAAUGCACGAAUUUAUUAUACGACUAGGCACCAAGCUCAAAGUUGACGGACCGACAUUACUCGCAACAACAGUCUACUUGCACCGAUACUAUAUGCGAUUACCACUUUCAUCUUCGAAAUAUUUUGUGGCGUCAGCAGCGUUGACCAUUGCUUGUAAAUUGAAUGAUACUUACCGCCAACCUGACAAAGUCAGCUUGUAUGCAUGUAAUGUGAAGAACCCCAGACCUCCAAUAAUCAAAGACAAUGUGAAACAACCACCACCACCAAUUGAUGAACAAAGUGAAUACUAUUGGAAAUGGAGAGAUCAGUUACUCUAUCGAGAAGAAUUGAUUUUGCGCAAAUUGCAAUUUGACUUGAACUUUACAUCACCAUACUUGCUCCAUUUCAAAAUCUUGAACAAGAUACAUCUCGGCAUGGGCCAAUUAUUCUACUCGAAAAGAAAAGAGAUUUUGAAAAUGACAGUAACGUUGAUCGAAUUGACGUCAAGUUUACCAAUUAUUCUAUGCUACGACAUGAAGGAAAUAUUCGCCACGUGUUUCGUGAUCACCAUAGUGGAGGGCAAAUCGAAAUUUGAUAAAGAGUUGAAAUCACCCGACCUGUUUUUACCACUGGUCAUUGGCGUCGAUGUCGACGUUGCUUUGCAUUGUUUCCAAUUUUUGAAAAAGUUGUUGCAAUGCUCACAGGGGGAUCCCCAUGUUGUUAGUAACAAGGCGGCCGCUAAACGGUUGUUGCCGAUAAAGUCACGUUAUUUCGAAGAUGUUGCCAGGGGAAAAUGA